GUACGAGACAAGAUCUCGUCGCAAGAAGUAGUGUCGGGCGGAAGCUUCCGAUAGAAUUGUAAAGUUUUGCCGUUGGAUCCAUCAGGAAGUUUAAACAACAUUCACUUAAAAAUGGACUGACAAACUUAAAUUUUCAGAACAACAAGAUCAGCAGUUAAUUUUACAACAUUUUUUCAACAAAUGCAUUUAGUAAAUAAGUAGUUGCCACAUCCAAAGAGGGCCGAAAUAGUAAUGCAAACAUCUGAAGAAGGCAUUCAACAGACCGAACUAAAAUCGAGUCCCGGCAAUCCAUUUAAGAAUCCGCAACAAAAUUUACAGCACUCAGUCUAUCCACAACAAUAUCAUAGCGCUAGCAUAGACAGCGGCGUGAAAGGAGGUGAAACUAAAUUUGAGUCAUGGAGCAAUUUCAAGAGUUGGAUGAUACGAUGGAGAGGUUCCAGACGACUGGUCCUUGUCAUCGUAGCCAUUGCGUUGCUUUUGGAUAAUAUGCUUUUGACAGUUGUCGUUCCGAUUAUUCCCGAGUUUCUUUAUGACAUAAGACAUCCCGAUGCACCACUUUCAAGCUUUCCCAAGUCACCGCCACCACAUCAGAUUUAUACGACGUCAAGUUCUGAACUUGAAGACUCAGACUUUACAACUAUUGGCUAUGAUAACGUAAGUUGGUAUGUCGAACGUGAAGAACGUCACAAAGAAUUGGUUGCAGAAACAGCAGAAGUUGGCUUGAUGUUUGCUUCAAAAGCUUUCGUUCAACUCUUAGCAAAUCCUAUCGUUGGACCUUUAACUCACAAAAUUGGCUACAGCAUUCCAAUGUUUACAGGCUUUGUCAUCAUGUUCUUAUCAACCUUAAUAUUUGCAUUUGGUCGAACUUAUCCAGUUUUAUUUAUUGCACGAGCACUUCAGGGGAUUGGGUCAUCGUGUUCAUCUGUAUCAGGAAUGGGCAUGUUGGCUGAUCGUUACACUGACGAUAAAGAGCGUGGAAAUGCGAUGGGGAUUGCAUUAGGUGGAUUGGCUUUAGGAGUGUUAAUUGGCCCACCAUUUGGUGGAAUCAUGUACGAGUUUGUUGGAAAGACCGCGCCGUUCUUAGUCUUGUCAAUACUUGCACUUGGCGAUGGAAUGCUUCAACUGUUCAUGAUGCAACCUUCAGUGACUCACACAGAAGCUGAAGCACCAUCAUUAAAAGCUCUUAUAAUGGAUCCUUACAUUUUAAUCGCAUCUGGUGCCAUAACAUUUGCAAAUAUGGGAAUUGCAAUGCUUGAACCGUCGCUUCCUAUUUGGAUGAUGGACAACAUGGAUGCUUCGAGAUGGGAACAAGGAGUGACAUUCUUACCAGCUUCUAUAAGUUAUCUUAUUGGUACAAAUCUCUUUGGACCACUUGGACAUCGAAUUGGAAGAUGGCGAGCUGCUUUAAUUGGACUUGUCAUCAUUGGCGUUUGUUUAAUUGCUAUUCCAUCAGCAACUUCCAUCUACCACUUAAUUUUACCAAAUGCCGGCUUAGGAUUUGCGAUUGGAAUGGUCGACUCUUGUAUGAUGCCUGAACUCGGAUUUCUUGUUGAUAUUCGGCAUUCAGCUGUGUAUGGAAGUGUUUAUGCUUUAGGCGAUGUCGCCUUUUGCAUGGGUUUCGCUAUCGGACCAGCACUUAGUGGCACAUUGGUAAAAAACAUUGGAUUCGAGUGGAUGAUGUUUGGCAUUGGCAUUUUAUGUUUCUGUUAUGCACCGUUGCUUUUACUACUCAAAGCGCCACCGACAAAAGAAGAGAAGAAGCAAUUGAUAACUGGAGAUCGUUCGAAUGUUCGCUAUCAAUCCUAUCAAAAUGAAGACGAUGACGAGUAACAACUCGAACUCAACAAGACAACAAACUUUUAUGGAACCAGCUAAGCUUUUAAAAAUAUGCAUUUAUAUGAUUGAUAUUCAUUUUAAAUUAUUUAUUUUAUUCUAAAUGCUUUUGUUUACACUUGUUAUCAGAAGCACCAACAAACGGAAUUCUUCAUAAUUUAUAAAUCUUUAAAAUGAAUGAAUGAAAUUUAUUUUCAGAAUAUCGCAUUUUAUCUUUUCCACACUACUUUUGCAUUCAAUUUAUCAUCUUAAUCACAUGUAUUUUUGCUGAAAAGCCAAAGUUUUGCAAUAGCAAUGUCAACAUUAUUGUACCAUUGAGCUCAUAUAUACCUUUGUAAGAAGAGCUUUUAUUAUUCCAUGAAAUAUUAAAUGAAUCAUUAAUGUUCAUUGCUUAAUCUUACGUAGAACAUUAGAAAAUGGGAAUUAGUCAAAAAUAAGUAAUUUAUUCAACAAAAACGUUAUGGUUUUUUAACGGGAAAAAAUGUUUAUCCAGAUUAUGGCAGAUUUGAUUGGAAAAUUAUUAAGAAUUAUCAUACAUACAAAUUACAUAAAAAACUAUACUGAGAGAAUUUAAAUUAUCAAGAAAAUAAUGUUAUUAAAAAGAAAUAAAUGUAUUAAAUGGUGUUGAUGUCUUUAUUGAGAUAAAUAUCUUUGUAUCAUGGUCAAAAAUAUCUUUAAAUCAUUUUUAAUAUCAACAAGAAAGAAAAUUUGAAUGGCUGCAAAUUUCCUUUCUUCUUGACGAAAAUAUAAGAUUGAGGUUUUGUUUAUGACAUUUUAAGUUCAACUACAUGAGUUAGAAAACAUGAGAUGAAGCUACUUCCAGCUUAAAAUUGAAAGUAUUUUACUUAUAAGAAUAAUCUUCUGUGUUUUAAUAAAAGGUGAUCUCAAUUCAUCAUAUUAUGAACUAUAUUAAUGUACUUAAUUAAAUGUGCUUAAACAAACCCCCAAGAUAAAAAAAUUGCUGAAGAUUUGUUGUUUCUUCUAAACAUAAAGUCAUAAAAUUUACAUUUUUGAGAAGAAAUUUAAUGAAAGGAAGAAGCUUUAAAUGAAUUGUAGGUCAAUGUAGGAGUUGACAUGAAAAAUAAAUGUUUAUUAGCAUGAUGUGAAAAAAAAUCCAUAAAAACAUGUGAGAAUCUAAAUGUUGAAUUAAUGUCAUAAAUUAUCUAAAUAUUUUAAAAAAGAUGCUGAAAAUUUUAUUAUCCACGAUGUGUAUUUGCAGUAAUAAGAAAAUUUAGAAAAAUGCAUUUGAUGAAUCAUAAAAGGCAAAUUGCGAUUUUUAUCAAAUUUCUCCCCAUUAUAUAUCCAACAAAGUAUAAUAAUCGUAAAUAUCUAAAUGUAGUUUUUAUUGCAAUGACUAUUAUUAUUACAUUACAUAAAAUUCAAUCCAUGAAUUGCUGACUCAAUCAAAAUCUAUGGCAAAGUGAAUUAUUUAUCUUUCUGGCUUCAUUUAAAUUAUGUUGUACAGAGAAAAACGUCUUUCGACUUUCACUUCUGAUUUAGAUUUUCAAAAUAUUCAUCAUCUAUUAUCAGAAAUUUGGCGUAAACGAAUCAGCAUAUCUCAAAAUAAAUUAUGUGUAUCAAUAACAAAUAACCAAGAGAAAUCAUAUAAACAAAAUUUGAAAAGAAAGAAAGAAGCUUUGUGAGCUUUUUCAAAGCUUUCAUAAACUCUUAAUUAAGCUUUCAUUUUUUUAAUUUCUCUGAAAACUUCAAAACCGUUUAGUUUCAUUAAUACAAUUUUUAUUUUUAAAUCGAUAUAAAGAAUUGUACGCUAAACGUUAUUGUGAAACGACAAUAACCAGCGACACAAGAAAUGAAUAAUUUUUCCAUGCUAAGAACUCUUGGAAAAUUGUGUUUUUUGUUGUUCGUUUAAAGCUGUCGCAACAUGUUGAAUGAAAAUAUUGAUUUAUUGUAUAUUUUUCUUGAGAAAUCAUUAGCUGGUUUUGGGGUCAAAAUGUAACAAAACGAAGGAAAAAAAUAGAACAAAACACGAGUUAGAAUUUAGUAAAAAGCUUUUCUGCGCUUUUAAUAAAUUGCAAAAGUCCACACAAUGUUGCAGCUACUUGGUUGCCAUAAUAAUGUUUGAGAAUAGUCUGUAGACACUCUUUUGAAUGCUUAAAUAUUUACUCAUCUAUCUGCUUAAAUAAAAGAAGAAAUGUUUUAAUGGACAAUUAUAUUGAAAACUAUUAGCAUAUAUUCUAUGAUAUUUGAAGAAGAAGUUUGUUUAAAAUCAAGUUUGUGACCACAUUUAAAGAGAGAUUAAAUAUAAUAAGAAAUAUUAACUACAUUAUGACAACCUCUGCUCAGAAUACAAUUAUUAACUAACGAUGUUUAUUACUUCCUUAAAGAAUUAUAUCUAAUAAUAUUCCACACAAAUUUCUAUUAUGAUGAAGACAAUUUACAAUUAUUGAUGAUAUAAAUGUACAAUUUUAAAAGAAAAAUGAAAAGGGAACAUAAAAAUAAAGAUGUUGUUGUUGUUGGGAAAAACCUACAAAACAAAUGAAUA
Messenger RNA from Clunio marinus, 4336 nucleotides. The record is from the annotation of a GenBank genome assembly. NCBI's taxonomy places the organism in Eukaryota, Metazoa, Arthropoda, Insecta, Diptera, Chironomidae.